Messenger RNA from Rotaria sp. Silwood1, 2647 nucleotides. Lineage: Eukaryota; Metazoa; Rotifera; Eurotatoria; Philodinida; Philodinidae. The record is from the annotation of a GenBank genome assembly.
AUGUUUUUUUCAGAGUCAGAUAGUGGAAAACAAGUAAUUAUACUUGGUUGCUUGACGGGAACACUUAUUAUCAUUUUCUACAGUUUACAAAUCAUUCGAACUAUUUAUAAGAAAUACAGACAACCAAAAGCAAAUACGAACAAAGAAAUAUCAAAAGAUUCGAAACUUAUAAAUGUAGCAAUUGAACAUGUAAAAAAAUCAACUCCAAUAUCAUCAAGUUUUAUCGCUAUUUUGAUGAUUAUUGUUGCUAUUGGAACUCUUCUUGCUAAAUGGUCAAUUCUAAAAGAGAUUCAUGCUGAAAUAGUUAAUAAAUAUAAAAAUAAAGAACCAAUCUAUUUCAACAGAAAAUCUUUUUGUGAUAUACUUGAUAUUCAACAAUUCAAUGUAGUGACAUUUCCUGUUGCUUGUCUAGUUGUCAUCAUAUGUAUGAUAACGACCAAACGAAUCUCAUUUAUGAGAAAUAAAUGCUAUGGAUAUGGAGCACCACCAGUGCCACUUGAUUUUCUUUCACAUUUAGAUCGAAAAUUUGCUGCUGUUAUUUUUGCCAUUAUAGCCGAUGAAUUGUUUGGAAUAGUACAACAACUUGGCGAGUCAUCAGGUUUAAAUGAAGGCAUUCUUGUUAAAUUUCUUUUACGUAUAUUUCAAGUAUUAAUAAUGGGCUUUCGGUUUUAUCCUAUAUUGGCUUGUGUUUAUAUCAAUUCGAUAGUUACAUUAGUAUGUGCAACAAUAUAUGCAUGGCUUGAUUAUUCAUUUACAAUUGUUACUCAAGGUAUGUGUUAUCCAACGUAUUAUCCAACGUAUGAUGAAUAUGAGACAAAUACAACUGAUAUUAGUGAUAAGUUAGAUUAUUAUGGUACUGGUUCAGCAUUGAUUGCUAUUGAAUUAUGUAGUGAUAUUCCAAGAUAUCUAUGUUUAGCUUAUGUAAGUGUUAAAUUACCAGCAAUGUUAAUAGAAAAAAUAUAUAAUCAACGAAAAAAACAUUUAACAGAAGAAAAUAAAAUGUUAAUGUCAUUAACACAAGAAGAAAAACUUCUAUUAUGUAUAUCUCAUCCAGAAUCGCCUGAAAUGCUUUAUGUACGAAACUUAUUUCGUUCAGCUAAUGAAAGACCUCGAAGUGAAAUAUUAUUUGCUCGUUUAAUACCAAAAUUUAUUUAUGAAUGGAGAGAUGAUUUUCAAUUUUCAACACGUGUUUUAUGUCUUUAUUCAUCUAUAUUCUUUUUACUUUUCUUUGUUACUGUUGACGCUUGUGUAGGCAUUUUACCUAUAUUAAAUACUAUGCAACCAAAUCUGCAAACUCUUGUGGAGUCUAUCAUUAAUCUAGUUGAUUCAAUAAUCAAUUUAUUCUCUAAUAAUGGUGAUAAUCAAGAUCCGGUUUCAUUGACAUUUCCAUUACCAAAUUUAGUUAAAUCAUACUAUUGUGCUGUUACUAUGACAGUAACAAUUAUUGUUAUACAGUUAAUAGUAUUUCUAGCUAAUAUACGUCGAAAUCUAUUACAGGUAUAUCGUGGUGAUGAUAGUGAAAUACCACGAAGACAGAGAUCACAAUAUGUUACAUAUGCUACCGGAAAUUUUCAUUUUGCUGGAUAUUUUAUUGGUUAUUUAAUAUGGGGUUUUAUUAUAAUAGCAUUUUUUUCGACAAUAUUUUGUGUUUCUAUUGGUGCAUUUAUUACAUUUGGAAAUGUUAAAGUGUUAGAAAAAAUUUUAAAAUUCAUUCUACCAAGUCUUUUACUUGUUACUUUUAAAGUAUUUCUCAACAAGCUUCUUGCACAAUAUGUUUUCUUACAACAUUAUGGAGAUGUCUUAGCAUUGGAUAAUCGUCGGUUUUUUAUGAUAUUUAUUUAUUUUAAUUUCUUCUUAGAUGCUUUUCUUGGUUUUAUUUCAUCAAUAUUACGUUUCGUUAAAAGUAUUAUUGGUGCAACAUUUUAUAUGUGUCGAUUAGAUUAUUCACCAUUAGGACGAAAAUUAGAAACAUUCGAUAGUGGUUUUAGUGCAUAUUGUGGAUUUAUUCAUACAGAAUGUACUCAUCGACAUCCAAUUAUGCUAGUAUUUGUUUCACAUUUAUUUAGUGAGCUUCGAAAACAACAAUAUUCAAUGACUCAUAUCGAUUUAGAUGAUUUUCCACUUGAAGAAAAAUGUGCAGUUGAAGUGAAAAAAACAUCAAAAUAUAUUCGAAAAUGGAGAUUAGCAGUUUUUCUUGUUCGAAAUCCAGCUAUUGUGUUUUUUAGAAAAACCUUUCUUAAACAAUUAUGUUUUGAGGAUCUUCAGGCAAUAAAUGAUCUUGAUAAUGAUAAUCAACAUAAUACUCAACGAGGAGCAGCUUUUUAUAUUCGUCAAAUGGCUGCACAACGACCAAGUUUUGUUAACGAAAUCGAUCCAACACAGAUCAUAAUUCAAAGGUUUUGAACAUAGAAGUUUUACAAAAUUAUUUUUGUUUCGGACUAUUUUUUAUAUAAAUGAAACAUUAUAAACGAUGUUGAUGAAUAAUUUUAUAUGGAAAUUUUUCGAACUGAUUGAUAUUAAUUGUAUCUAAUAAGAUUUGGUUUGUAUUUGAAUUUUACUUAAAUUGAAAUUCUUUUUUGUUUUGUAUUUUCGAUAAAUAAAUAUAUUUUUAAUAUAGUUGAGAAAUUCCUAUUUAAAAUUCAAAAGG